AUGAYUACAGCCAUGCAAGUCAUAGGAUUCAAGUUAGGAYAUGACAUCGYAUUAUUGAAAUUGGAUUCACAGAUAUUGAUGACACAGUCGACGGGUGGGUAUCCGACAGUUAAUGCCAUUUGUUUGCCCGACAGAGACAUUGUUAACACCGAUAAAGAGUUGGCAGUGUUUGCCGGUUUCGGUGAUAUCGAAGAUAAUGUGAUUAAUUCGGGUCAACUCCGGACGGGUUGGUUUCAGAUGCCUGAGUCGUCUAAUAACUCGACAGAUAACUACAGUUAUUUGAUUUUAAGUAAAAGAUAUCCAUUAAUUGAGGGAACCGGUGGCUGUCAGGGUGAUUCUGGUGGACCAUUGGUUCAGUAUGUAGUGGAUGACGACAACAGUCAUAAAAGUCUUAGCAAUGUAAUUGCGAGUAGUAAUGGUGGUAGUGGUCGGGCCGUACUAAUAGGUAUACUAAGUGGUGCCAGUCCUAAGUUGCAUACCUGUCAGUCCAAACAUAGCGAUACUAUUUUGAUAUUUGUACGCAUAUCUAAACACAUUGAUUGGAUUAUUAAUACUGUGUCCGCACAAUAA
Molecule: messenger RNA, 570 nt
Organism: Oppia nitens
Lineage: Eukaryota; Metazoa; Arthropoda; Arachnida; Sarcoptiformes; Oppiidae
Product: plasminogen-like
Exons: 3
Coding region: 1-570 (189 amino acids)
Biological process (GO): proteolysis
Molecular function (GO): serine-type endopeptidase activity
Source: RefSeq, a predicted model, not a curated record